AUGCCUAGCUCCCUCGACCAACUCAAGGCCUCUGGCACCACCGUCGUCGCCGACUCUGGUGACUUCGCUACCAUCAAGAAGUACCAGCCCCAGGAUGCGACCACCAACCCCUCGUUGAUUCUCGCCGCGUCUAAGAAGCCCGAGUACGAGAAGCUCAUCGACGCGGCCGUCGCAUACGGCAAGAAGAACGGCACAGACCUCGAGAACCAGGUCGACACCACACUUGACAACCUGCUGGUACAGUUUGGCAAGGAGAUCCUCCAGAUUGUCCCCGGCAAGGUCUCAACAGAAGUUGAUGCGCGCUUCUCUUUCUCCACAGAGCAGUCUGUAAACAAGGCGCUGCACAUCAUCGAUCUCUACAAGGAGAUUGGCAUUGACAAGGAGCGCGUCCUCAUCAAGCUCGCAUCCACAUGGGAGGGUAUCAAGGCUGCUGAGAUCCUGCAGUCCAAGCACGGCAUCAACUGCAACUUGACCCUCAUGUUCUCACAAGUCCAGGCCAUCGCCGCCGCCGAGGCCGGUGCCUACCUCAUCUCUCCCUUCGUUGGCCGCAUCCUUGACUGGUACAAGGCCGCACACAAGAAGGAGUACAAGAAGGAGGAGGACCCCGGUGUCAAGUCCGUCGUGCAAAUCUUCAACUACUACAAGAAGCACGGCUACAAGACCAUUGUCAUGGGCGCGUCUUUCCGUAGCGUCGGUGAGGUCACCGAGCUGGCUGGUUGCGACUACCUGACCAUUGCUCCCAACCUACUUGAGGAGCUUUACAACUCACAAGAAGACGUCCCCAAGAAGCUCGUCGCCGAGGAUGCUAGCAAGCUCGACCUUGAGAAGAAGACCUACAUCAACGACGAGGCUGAGUUCCGCUUCUACUUCAACGAGGACCAGAUGGCCGUCGAGAAGCUCCGUGAGGGUAUCUCGAAAUUCGCUGCUGAUGCCAUCACCCUCAAGGAUAUCCUCCGCAAGAAGAUCCAGGCCGCAUAA
Molecule: messenger RNA, 978 nt
Organism: Alternaria arborescens
Lineage: Eukaryota; Fungi; Ascomycota; Dothideomycetes; Pleosporales; Pleosporaceae
Product: Transaldolase
Exons: 3
Coding region: 1-978 (325 amino acids)
Biological process (GO): carbohydrate metabolic process; pentose-phosphate shunt; pentose-phosphate shunt, non-oxidative branch
Cellular component (GO): intracellular anatomical structure; cytoplasm
Molecular function (GO): transaldolase activity
Source: RefSeq, a predicted model, not a curated record